Messenger RNA from Pseudogymnoascus destructans, 408 nucleotides. RefSeq lists its product as uncharacterized. The transcript has a single exon. Lineage: Eukaryota; Fungi; Ascomycota; Leotiomycetes; Thelebolales; Thelebolaceae. The record is from RefSeq and is a predicted model, not a curated record. The coding region runs from base 1 to 408 and encodes 135 amino acids.
AUGAGCUUGAAAAGGAGUAACACCCGGUUUGGGUUUCUUAGAGCCACCCUUGACUCUGACGAAAACGGGUCGAAUGGCACGGCAUCCCCUCCCGCCAAACAAGCUGACGAAGAGGAUACAAAAAGACGAAGCACCACAGAAGAGUCAUCCGACAAUGAUCCCCCGCCAAAUAAGCUAAUGAAGAGGAGUCGUCGGCGAUCAGGGGAGAGCGGUCGGGGUAGAAGCAGAUUCCGUGCUCCGGAAGCAAUUCAACCUGAGGAUUCGUCACCCUGGGAGCGCCUUCAAAUGCGAUUUAACCUGUCAUUAAAUGAACCAGUUAUAAUUGCGACUCAAAAGGACAGCCUCUUAGUUGCUGUGAGAAAAUUCUCUGGUCCAGAUGCGGAGAAGAAACUAGACAUGCUGAGUUGA